AUAUAUGGUCAAUGACCGUCAAUGACUUAGUUUCACGUUUGUGAUUUUUCUUCCGUGUUGACAUGUUGACUGAACUGUGUUUAUGUGUUUAACGUUUCAAAAUGUCUUACAAAGAAGAGAGCGAUUUUGUUACUGGAGUAUACCGAUGUAAGGACUGUAUUAAGAAUUUUAAAAUAAGAGUUCGACUUCAGCAUGACAAGUCGUCAUUCAUUCCUCUGCCACAGUUUCAACAAGAUGAAGGUGAUGUGCAGCCCACACAGGAUCAUAAUCAGGAAGGACUGGAGGUUGAGGAAAGAACAUUCUCAUGGCAAGAAAAGGUGUUCAGUCCUUUUGAAAUAUCAUAUUACCAGUAUGCUGGGAACUGCCACACUGCUCUCGAAGAAAAAUACCACAAAGAUAUAGUACAACUUAGUCAAGAAAAUACUCCUAACAAUCGUCUUUUCACUUACACAGAUGUGGAUGAUUUCACUGACAUGGAAGAGACCAACCUGAGUGUUACAACAGAUGCAAAGCCUUUAGUGACAUCACUGGUUGAAGGAAUGGCUGAGAUUCGACGCAGGCAGAAGUUUGGCCGUAGGAAGUUUCACAGGAAGGAUGUGGAUUUCUCAAGGAGAAAUAUUGUAGACUACAAUAUUAGUGCAGAACUUAAGAAGAAAAACCAUCUUCUACAAACUUCAUUGCAAACCUUUUAUAUCUUAGCUGACUUGAGUACAAAGGACAGUGAUGAAAACUGGAUGGGAAAGUCAGAGUAUAUCCUGUGUACAAUUCGCUGGGACUCAGCAACAGGAGUGCUUAUGGUCACACCAGACUUUACAUCAGUAUCAUCGUCAGCUCAGCAUGUUAGAAAAUUAGAUCCGUAUCGUAUUGAGGUAGAUGGUGAUGCUCGCAAUACAUACAGCUACUGGAUUGAACAUGCCUCAGUUGACAUGGAUCAGGAAGAGAAAGACAGAGAGUUUGCUGUCAUCAGUAAGUUGUAUGAGCAUCAUUUGGAUAUUAGGCAGAUGCAAGUUGGUUCAGAAUUUGAAAUGCCUCAUCAUGGCAUACUUCAAGUUCAUAUCUUGGGUGAGAUUUCAUCUGCAAAACAUUUUGAAUAUGACCACCUGUUUGUCCAUUACUUCUUUGAAUUACCAAAAGGCUGGAGUUGUGAGACUACAAAACAAUUAUCAGGUGUCACACAAACAUGCAGUGCACGGCAAACAGGAAUAGCAAAUUUCAGCUACCUAUUUGAAUUGCAGCUCAGUUUCAAUUUAGAGGUCUUGCAGACUGAAACAGAUGUUUUGCUGUCAUGGCCACAAAUGUUUAUCAAAGUUCUAUCCAGUGACAGCUGGACCAGAUGUAGAACAGAAGGCUAUGGUUAUGUAUCUCUUCCACCUUCUCCUGGCCUACACACUAUUGUUGUGUCCACAUGGAGACCAUUAUCUUCAAAUCCUACUGGAGAAAUGCGAAGGUUUUUUAUUGGAGGUUCACCAGAACUGGAAGAUAUAGAUUUUGUGGGCAUACCAUCCAAUUUUCAGGAUUCUCUCUUGAGUAAGUAUGGGCUUCAUACAAUAACAAGUGGUGAUGUGACAGUGAAGUUCAACAUUAUGCACCACUCACAAGCUCUUGCUGGAUCUGACACUGUAGCUGAUGGUGGAAGAGGUGAUGCCAGAGUCAACAGAUACUCAUCAUUCCUUUUAGAAAGACUCAGUGCAGCUACUCUAGUCAGCAGUGUCAAUGCUGUUCUCAUUGCAUUCAAACGAGCACGAGAAAGGAUGUUGAAAGCCAGGGAUGGACUGGAAGCAUGAUAAUUGGAGUAAACUUGUAUUUUCUUUGUACAGCUUUGGUUAUGAGGCAUCCUACUGACAUACCAGCCAGUGGCUCCUGUCUUCAAAGAGCUCCCUGGUCUGCUGGACACCAUUGCAUCGCCAUGACAUGUCAGAACAUGCAAAGAGAUUUCAUUUGAACAGCCCACAUCAUUUUGUUCCAUCCUGUGGUUCCUGGAAUUUGUCUGAGAAGGAAUAUUCCUGCCACAGUUUGAAGAGUAUUAAGCCCAUCCAUUGAUAAAAUUGUGCAGAAUACUUCAGUAUACUGAUAGAAAGAAGAAAAAGGCACUACAAAUAUGAACCAUUCAACAGCAUUGUAAUAUACAAAUUCUUGACUUGUGAUCGGAAUCCAACUGCAUAUGAUGGAAAGGAAGACUAUAAGUUAUGGGAUAAGAGGCUUAUAGGACUCCGUAGAUGUGACGGCAAAGAGAGAAGUGCUGUUUCUUCAGGGCAGGAAGGAAAUGCCAGUGUUGCAGACCCAGCUAGUAUUUCUGCUGACAUCUAUCUGUAAUUCAUUAAGAAGUAAUGAAAUAAACCAGAUAUUAAAGACUA
This is a messenger RNA of Cryptotermes secundus, 2354 nucleotides long. RefSeq names its product Meckel syndrome type 1 protein. Gene Ontology annotation, biological process: cilium assembly. The record is from RefSeq and is a predicted model, not a curated record. Gene Ontology annotation, cellular component: MKS complex. The coding region runs from base 102 to 1784 and encodes 560 amino acids. Lineage: Eukaryota; Metazoa; Arthropoda; Insecta; Blattodea; Kalotermitidae. The transcript is spliced from 10 exons.